GGUCAGUAGAACUAAGGACUAGGAAGUAGGAAGCUGUACGUAGCAGAGACCGACCAUAGAAUUCGGCGUCUUUCAUCCAUUCGAGUCGCGUGCUCGUACAGUAUUCCGUAAACCGCGUCCAAGCAGCUCUGCCGAACUGUCGUACUGUACGAAAAUAGGACGUCGAAUUCGUAGUCGUACCGCAUUCUAAAACGUAGUUUUCAUCCACUUCCAAAUUCCGAUCUCCUCCAUGCUUCGCUAUUCGGUCCUAAGCUGCUUCGUUGUAUUCUAGAGUGUGUUUGACGUCCUCUUGUCCCACAGCCCGGAACAUUCAGAGACCCUGCUUUUGUUCGCUUCGUUCGCUUUCGUUCAUCAGCCAUGGCGGCGGUUCGCUCGCUCAUCUCCUCCCUCAGACUCACCCCAGCUGAAGCAGUACCGCUGAAAUCCUCGGCCUCCUCACUCAUCCGCGAUUCAAAAAGUGUUAGCUUGAACCAAAGGCCCACUAAGCUGUCCAUAUCCUGCUCUUCAAGUAAAGACUCUCGCCGUCGGCUUGUUUCAGCAGCAGCUCCUCCCACAGCUGCUGCCGCAGCACCCACCGCGGAGGACGCGCCGUCAGUCCCGGCGUCAGACGCGGAACCCGCGGAGCCGCCGCGGCGCCGCCUGAAGGUGGGGUGCCACGCGGCGCAGGGGCGGCGCGACGAGAUGGAGGACCACGUGGUGGUCUUAGAGGACAUCGGCGCGGGGUUCCUCUACGCCGGCGUGUUCGACGGCCACGCCGGCGCGUCGUCCGCGAAGUUUCUGAGCGACGAGCUGCAUGACGACUGCAUGGAGGCUCUGGAGGGCGGCGCGGUGCUGGAAGAUGAAGAUCUGACGGCUGCGGAGGACGCUCUGGAAGAUGCGUUCUUGCAGGCCGAUCAGAGGCUGCUGCAGUGGUUAGAGGAGCACAGCGCGCAGCCCGAGUCCGGAUCCACUGGUACUGUGGCGUUUGUGCGCCACGACCGUCUGUUCGUGGCGCACUUAGGCGACUCGCGCGCCGUGAUGGCCGUUGGGGGCGACGCGGAGCCGAUCUCGGAGGACCACAAACCCAGCGGCGAGUCGGCAAAGGCGAAGGAGGAGAUAAAGAGAAUCAACAAGGCGGGCGGAUGGGUGAGCCAAGGGCGGGUGUGUGGAGUGGUGGCGGUAUCUCGAGCUUUUGGGAACAUUGCUUUCAAGACCAGAAAAGAGGAGAUGAUGCAGCAAGGGGUGAAGAAGGGCCGGUGGACAACCAGAUGGGUCUCCAAGAGGAAGUUCGACUCUGAUUGGAUAUCUGCCCUCCCUGAUGUGUAUGCCACUGAGCUCACAGAAGAUGCUGAAUUCGUCAUCAUUGCGUCAGACGGGCUCUGGGACGCAUUCUCAAGCUCCGAAGCAGUGGCGUUUGUGCGUGGCGAGAUGGAGAAGCAUGGGGAUGUGCAGCAGGCAUGCGAAGCCUUGGUGCACACUGCGCUGCAUGAUCGGGAAACGGAGGACAACACCAGCGUGAUCGUCAUCUCCUUGCGUGACUAGAGAGGGACCCUGCUGCCUCUGCUCCGCUCCUUCGUGUCAUAUACCCCUGCUGCUGGAACUAGGGUCUGAGACUUGCGCCUUUGCUCCUGUCAUUUCAUUACCCUUGCUCCUAUUGUGCCUCUGGACCUUAGGACUGGGAAACAGAUGGCUGUGUGUGUGUGGCUAUGCAAUCUGAUCUGAUGGUUAUGUACGGUAUGGAAACCAGUGCCAUGCCAUGCCGUAUUUGUUUGGCUGGCCUCAGCCGUGCAAGCCUCGGCUCCCUCAUAGCUCGUUAUCGACCAUGCUAGUCUGAACGAACGUGUAUUGUACUGCCAUGGCUUUUCUGCAUUCUGGAAAAAAGCCCUGCCUGCCGA
Molecule: messenger RNA, 1874 nt
Organism: Closterium sp. NIES-67
Lineage: Eukaryota; Viridiplantae; Streptophyta; Zygnematophyceae; Desmidiales; Closteriaceae
Source: the annotation of a GenBank genome assembly